AUGAAUACCGAACCUUCGUCGGUCAAGAUCUCCUACAAGUCGGCCGAGAUCCAUCCGCCGCUCUUCAUAGCUGGCUCAUACUCGAGCCCGCCAUGGACGCCCCAGGAAAUGGAACACUCAAAGACGGAAAAUGGGGAGCAGAUUUUCACCAAGACCAUCAAGGGAUCCCCAGGCACCAUAGUCGAGUACAAAUUCAGAGUUGGCACCGGUGAUUGCGCUCACGUCGAGAGACCACCCACACCGCCACCCGACUCUCCCCCGCCCCACGUUCUUGGCUGGGAUAGGAUCGAGAUCGGCCCCAGUUUAGGCCACGAGAAUCUCGCAAGCGCCGACGAUGGUCGUAGCAGCACUGCCCCCAUGUUUGCCUAUGAACUCGCAGCCGAGAAUGACACUGUCCUGAGCGAGAAGGCACUCUCACAUGUGUCCGCAUCGGAGGAAGCCAUCGACGAGGCCUUUGACCCGAAUGACCCAACUCUGGAAAGAUUCCCGUCGAACCGGGAUGAGAUUCUCGAGAAAGUCCGGACGAUUGAGACUGGUCUGAACGAAGACCGGACCUCGUUCGACGGCAUCCCGCUGUCGCCCGUGGUCGGUCCCGGACGGAGACAUAGCAACGAGCCCGUUGUUGAUAUGCUGCCGACCGACUCGGGCGCAGACCGGUCAGAAGUCCGUCUGGAGUCCCACACAGUUUCGCGUAGCAGAGACUCCCUUCGACCGUCGAUCUCUGGUGCGUCGCUGCACUGCAUCGUCGAGGAAUCUGCAGUCGAGGAGUCUGUCGGGGAGUUUGCAGUCGAGGAAGCUACAGUCGAGGAAGCUGCAGUGGAGAUAUCUGCAGUCGAGCUCUCUGCAGUUGAGUUACCUGCAGUCGAGUUAUCUGCAGCCGAGAUUUCUGCGGUCGAGAUAUCUGCAGUCGAGUUACCCGCAGUCGAUGUUUAUGCGGUCGAGAAACAGACAGGCGACGACGAACAGGUUCCGAGCCGUCCGCAGAGUGCUGGGAAUGACGCAGCCGUGCCCGAACCGGACACACACCUUUCUGCGGGCAUUGAGGCGUCGGAUCCAAGCGAGGCAGAUAUUGAUGUGGCCGAGGAACCCGAGCUCGCUGGAUCUGAACAAGAUCAGGACUCCGAACAGCGGGAGACCACUCCUAGAGCCUUGGAAGCAGUCGAGGCCGCAGUGGUACCCGCUGAUGUUCCGGGCGUCGAAGACGGAGAGGCUACAGAUGAAGCACAGCUUUCGAGUCCUGUUUCUACGGGCAUCAAGGUGACUGGGAAUGAUAAUUGGCUUGCGUCUUUCUUUAGACUGGUUUUUGUGGACUGGAUCGGUGCGUUUUUUGCCAGGCUAUUCAACUGGCGGCGGGCAUGA
Messenger RNA from Grosmannia clavigera kw1407, 1359 nucleotides. RefSeq lists its product as uncharacterized. The transcript is spliced from 2 exons. NCBI's taxonomy places the organism in Eukaryota, Fungi, Ascomycota, Sordariomycetes, Ophiostomatales, Ophiostomataceae. Bases 1 to 1359 code for a protein of 452 amino acids. The record is from RefSeq and is a predicted model, not a curated record.